This is a messenger RNA of Scylla paramamosain (green mud crab), 2999 nucleotides long. RefSeq lists its product as uncharacterized. The transcript is spliced from 2 exons. The record is from RefSeq and is a predicted model, not a curated record. Gene Ontology annotation, cellular component: extracellular matrix. NCBI's taxonomy places the organism in Eukaryota, Metazoa, Arthropoda, Malacostraca, Decapoda, Portunidae. Bases 367 to 2244 code for a protein of 625 amino acids. Gene Ontology annotation, molecular function: catalytic activity. Gene Ontology annotation, biological process: cell adhesion involved in heart morphogenesis; larval heart development.
CUUAAGUUCUCUUUUCUGCAGAAAAUCGAUCAGUUGACAGAUUAUGUAAAAUGUCAGGAGAUCAGAGAACUCAUUGAGAUGAAAAACAAAACAUAAUGAAAAUAUGGAGAGAAGGUUACCUGUUCAGCUUAUGCAGUAGACUCCUGCCGAAACGAUAAUUACUCCCAGUGAGGUCUAAAGCACUGUUCAGGGGGUGCUGUGAACUUAUCAUUAAACCCGGCUGUAACCUCACUGAACGUUUACCUUUGUGUCUCACAACACAAGGGGGCAGUCACAGCCUGCCCUCUAAAGACAACUCUUCCUCCACACAAAACUACAAGCACCUAAUAACACACACACCCUUCACUCAAAAAUUUCAAAAUCAUCAUGGCGACUCCUACACCAGCCUCGGAGUCUCCAUCUGGGAAGGGGACCAUAAAUGUCCCCAGGUCGUACUGCCUUUCUGUCGACGACCCUAAGUGUCUUGACACCCCUCUCAACUUUUUCUUCAUUAACUUCUGCAACAUUCGCAGUCUAAGAUCUAAUUUUCAAUCUGUAGAACACCACCUCUCCUCUUCUAAACCUCAUCUUCUUUUCCUCACUGAAACUCAGGUGUCUGAGGCAACUGACAGUAGCCCCUUUUCUGUUCCCUCCUACUUUCUCUAUCCUCAUUUUCGAUCCAAAGCUGGAUGCUGCGUUUAUGUGCGCAAUGACUUAACCUGCUCUCGUGCCCACGCUCUUGAAUCUUCCGAGUUUUCCACCAUCUGGCUACGACUACAGAGUCAUUCUCAUACUAAAUUUAUCUGUGCUGUAUACCUCUCUCCUAACUCCUCUGACUAUAAGAAAUUCUUUGACUACUUAACUUCCAAAGUGGAGCACAUUCUGACCCUCUUCCCUUUUGCAGAGAUCUCCAUUCUUGGAGACUUCAAUGUUCACCACCAGCUUUGGCUUUCCUCUCCCUUCACUGACCAUCCUGGUGAACUAGCCUUCAACUUUGCUAUCCUCCAAGACCUAGAGCAAUUGGUGCAACACCCUACUCAUAUUCCUGACCAUCUUAGAGAUAUGCCCAACAUUCUUGACCUUUUCCUGACCUCUAAUCUUUCUGCUUAUGUUGUCAACCUUUCUUCUCCGUUGGACUCUUCCGAUCACAAUCUCACAUCUGUAUCUUGUCCUAUUGCUCCAAUCCCUCCUCAGGAUCCCCCUAAGCGAAGGUGCCUCUGGCGUUUUGCCUCUGCUAGUUGGGGGGACCUGAGGAGGUAUUUUGCUGAUUUUCCUUGGAAUGACUACUGCUUCUGUGUCAGAGACACGUCUUCGUGUGCUGAGUGCAUAACAGAGGUGAUAGUGUCUGGCAUGGAGGCGUACAUUCCUCACUCUUUUUCUCAACCUAAACCUUCCAAACCUUGGUUUAACACAGCUUGUUCUUGUGCCAUACAUGAUAGAGAGGUGGCCCACAAAAGGUACUUAAGCCUUCCAUCACCAGAAUCUCAUGCACUUUAUAUUUCUGCCCAGAACCAUGCCAAGUCUGUUCUCCAACUAGCCAAAAACUCCUUCAUUAACAGAAAGUGUCAAAACCUUUCAAGAUCUAACUCCCCUCGUGACUUCUGGCAUCUAGCCAAAAAUAUUUCCAAUAACUUUGCUUCUUCUUCUUUCCCUCCUUUAUUUCAACCAGAUGGCACCACUGCUAUCACAUCUAUUUCUAAAGCUGAACUCUUCGCUCAAACCUGUACUAAAAACUCUACCUUGAACGAUUCCGGGCUUGUUCCUCCCUCUCCUCCACCCUCUGACUACUUCAUGCUACCUAUUAAAAUUCUUCACAAUGAUGUUUUCCAUGCCCUUGCUGGCCUAAACCCUCAGAAGGCUUAUGGACCUGAUGGGGUCCCUCCUAUUGUUCUCCAAAACUGUACCUCUGUGCUUGCACCUUGCCUAGUCAAAUUCUUUCAGCUCUGUCUGUCAAAACCUACCUUUCCUUCAUGUUGGAAGUUUGUCUACAUUCAGCCUGUUCCUAAAAAGGGUGACCGUUCUAAUCCCUCAAACUACUGUUCUAUUGCUUUAAUUUCCUGCCUAUCGAAAGUUUUUGAAUUUAUCCUCAACAGGAAGAUUCUUAAACAUCUAUCACUUCACAACCUUCUAUCUGAUCGCCAGUAUGAGUUCCGUCAAGGCCGCUCUACUGGUGAUCUUCUGGCUUUCCUUACUGAAUCUUGGUCAUCCUCUUUUAGAGAUUUUGGUGAAACUUGCUGUUACCUUGGACAUAUCAAAAGCUUUUGAUAGAGUCUGGCACAAAGCUUUGAUUUUCAAACUACCCUCCUAAGGUAGGCGCACACUUGUUCGCAUCGUACGGACGGCACGCAUCGUACGCAUCGGAUUUUAGUAUUCUUUACAUUAUUUCAAAUGGGUCUGCGCGCAUUUGACCGCGUCGUACGCAUCGGACAUCGGCAAUGUCGACGAGGAUCCCCGAAAGAGCAUUCAAUCCGAUGCGUACGAACGAUGCGGAUGGCCUCUACGGCAUUUGCCGGCAAAUGUGCGACCCCAUCGUCAGUUGCAGCCAGAGCGCCGUCGCGGUCGGAUGCAAACCUUCUUCGAGAGAGCUCAGCUUCACAACUGCGGGUGGUGAAUGGUCCAAUGCCGACAAUGUGCGCAGAAAAUCCGAUCCGUCCAAUGCGUGCCGUCCGUACAAUGCGGACCAAUGUGCGCUGACCCCAAAAACAAUCCGAUGAGUACGAUGCGUGCCGUCCGUACAAUGCGAACAAGUGUGCGCCUACCUCUACGGCUUCUAUCCUUCUCUCUGUAACUUGAUCUCAAGUUUCCUUUCUGACUGUUCUAUUGCUGCUGUGGUAGAUGAUCACUGUUCUUCUCCUAAAUCUAUUAACAGUGGUGUUCCUCAGGGUUCUGUCCUGUCACCCGCUCUCUUCUUAUUAUUCAUUAAUGAUCUUCUAAACCAAACUUCUUGUCCUAUCCACUCCUAUCCACAUCAGAAUUUAUUUGUUGCUAUGCAUUUUAGGUGUGCACCAUUUCACUUUUUU